GCUUCAUCUUUCUUACUAGUUGAUCAUGCAGCGGAUAGGGGGACGGAUUCUGAAGCCAAAUCGACGAUGGAAGUCUAUGCUUUCGGCAGCUCGAGAUGUCUUUUUUCCGGAGACAGUGGUCACAACGCUUCCUAGUGGUUUUAGGGUAGCAACAGAAGACACAAAGAUUCCAACUGCUACUAUUGGUGUCUGGAUUGAUGCCGGAUCCAGAUAUGAGACCCCAGCAAAUAAUGGUACUGCACAUUUUCUCGAGCAUAUGGCUUUCAAGGGCACAUCUCGCCGUACCCGGAGUGGAUUAGAGCUCGAAGUAGAAGAUAUCGGUGCUCAUUUGAAUGCUUACACGUCUCGUGAACAAACAGUCUAUUAUGCAAAAUGCUUUUCCACGGAUUUAGAGCACUCUGUCGACAUCUUAGCUGAUAUUCUUCUCAACAGUAAUCUGAAUAAUCGAGAUAUAGAAGCAGAGCGAAGUGUGAUAUUACGCGAAAUGCAAGAAGUUGAACAGAAUUUCCAGGAGGUUGUAUUCGACCAUUUACAUACUGGUACAUUUGAAGGUAACCCGUUAUCGAUGACCAUCUUGGGACCUGUGGAGAAUAUCAAUAGCAUCCAACGAAAAGAUCUUGUCGAUUACAUUCACACACACUAUCGGUCUGGUAGAAUGGUGCUAAGUGCCGCAGGUGGUGUCCGUCAUGACGAGGUUGUGCAGCUAGCAGAAAAGUAUUUCGGAGGUCUGAAACAUGGUGAUGCAUCAGCAAAUUUUUUACCGGCUACUUACAAGCCCUGUCAGAUACAUAUCGCUGUUGAAGGAAUGGACUCCAUCUAUGGCGCUUUAGUCGUCGAGGGAGUGUCGUGGACUCACGAGGAUAAUCUAGCUUUGAUGGUGGCUAACACUCUGAUUGGCGAAUGGGAUAGAAGUCGUGGUUUUGGAGUGAAUGCGCCAUCUCGGCUUGCCGUACGGCUAGGUCGCAGCGCUGGAGUGCAGUCUUUCCAAGCGUUUAAUACUUGCUAUAAGGACACUGGCCUUAUCGGUGUGUAUUUCGUCACAGAAGAGAUGGCAUCAGAAUCGCUGGUGGAUGCCAUUGUGGACGAAUGGCGUUGGUUAGCUAAUGAAGUUGAUGCGGAGACUGUUGAUCGAGGCAAGCGAACAUUGCUUACCAAUUUACUCUUGAUGUUAGAUGGAUCCACUCCAAUCUGCGAAGAUAUUGGUCGACAGCUGUUAUGCUACGGUCGUAGGAUCCCUGUUCCGGAGUUGGAAUUACGGAUAAAGGCAAUUGACGUAGAAACUGUGCGAAACGCCUGCAGAAAGACGUUCAUCGAAGGUCAUGUUUCUACUACUGUUAUAGAUUGCAGAGCCUUGCCUCACGAAAGUGAGAUGCCAAUCCAAUUCCAACCUUAA
Cylicocyclus nassatus is the source of this 1393-nucleotide messenger RNA. Lineage: Eukaryota; Metazoa; Nematoda; Chromadorea; Rhabditida; Strongylidae. The record is from the annotation of a GenBank genome assembly.